UUGGGGAGACUGCCCUGUGUGUGCCUCCGUGGACUCUGCCUCCAACUGCUCUCUGUCCUCUGCGAAGUCUUGGCCCAGGGCCAAGUACACAGGGCAGCAGGCUCAGCUCCUCCUGUUUUCCUGCCUCCCCACUUCUCCUCCCCCUGGCCUGAGACUGCACAAAAAGCUGAUUACAAGGAAAUCCCUGGUCUGCUACUGGGAAGAAAUGGCUGCAAGUAUCAGAGGACUCAGCAGGGCCUUAGCAGCCUCCCCCUGCCCAGCUUGGAGGAGCACUCAUUCGGAAGCCAGGAGCCACCUGAAACCAGAGUACGACGCGGUGGUGAUAGGAGCAGGACACAACGGGCUGGUGGCUGCAGCCUACCUUCAGAAACUGGGGGUGAACACAGCAGUCUUCGAGAGACGCCACAUAGUAGGGGGUGCUGCUGUCACUGAGGAGAUCAUCUCAGGGUUUAAGUUCUCCCGAGCGUCCUACCUCCUUAGCCUGCUGAGGCCACAGAUUUACACUGACCUAGAGCUGAAGAAACAUGGGCUGCGGCUUCAUCUUCGAAACCCCUACUCCUUCACCCCCAUGCUGGAAGAAGGCCCAGCAAGCAAGGUGCCCAGGUCCCUUCUGCUGGGUACAAACAUGGCAGAAAACCAGAAGCAGAUCGCCCAGUUCUCACAGAAGGAUGCCCAGGCCUUUCCCAAAUACGAGGAGUUCAUGAAUCGCUUGGCACUAGCCAUUGACCCUCUGCUGGAUGCUCCCCCUGUGGACACGGCGGCCUUUCAGCAGGGAUCCUUGGUGCAGAGGCUCAAGUCGCUCUCCACCCUCAAGCCCCUGUUGCAGGCAGGCCGCAUCCUAGGGGGCCAGCUGCCCCAGUAUUACCAGGUCCUCACGGCUCCAAUCACCAGGGUGCUGGAUCAGUGGUUCGAGUCUGAACCUCUAAAAGCCACGCUGGCCACAGACGCAGUGAUUGGAGCCAUGACCAGCCCCCACACUCCGGGCAGCGGGUAUGUGCUGCUACAUCAUGUGAUGGGGGGCCUGGAGGGGGUGCACGGGGCCUGGGGCUACGUCGAAGGUGGCAUGGGUGCCCUCUCCAAUGCCAUCGCCAGCUCAGCCACUGCGCACGGAGCAAGUAUCUUCACUGAAAAGACUGUGGCCAAGGUACAGGUGGGCAGUGGAGGGCGUGUCCAAGGAGUGGUGCUACAGGAUGGCACGGAGGUGAGGAGCAAAGUGGUGCUGUCCAAUGCGUCGCCACAGAUCACCUUCCUGAAGCUGGCCCCACAGGAGUGGCUUCCUGAGGAGUUCGUGGGGAGAAUCUCCCAACUGGAUACCUCGUCACCUGUAACCAAGAUCAAUGUGGCUGUUGACCGGCUGCCCAGCUUCCUGGCAGCCCCCAAUGCUCCCAGCGGCCAGCCGCUGCCCCAUCACCAGUGCUCCAUCCACCUGAACUGCGAGGACACCCUCCUUCUCCACGAGGCCUUUGAGGAUGCCAUGGACGGCCUGCCCUCCCGCAGACCUAUGAUUGAGCUCUGCAUCCCUUCCGCGCUGGACCCCACCCUGGCUCCCCCCGGCUGCCACGUCAUCUCUCUCUUCACUCAGUACACUCCCUACUUGCUGGCUGGAGGAAAGAUCUGGGACGAGCAGGAGAGAAAUGCUUAUGCAGACAAAGUGUUCGACUGCAUCGAGGCCUACGCCCCUGGCUUCAAGGGCUCUGUGGUGGGCAGAGACGUCCUCACACCACCUGAUCUGGAGAGAAUCUUUGGGCUCCCGGGUGGGAACAUAUUCCAUGGAGCCAUGUCCCUGAGCCAGCUCUACUUCGCCCGCCCCGUACCCCUGCACUCCAGCUACCGCUGCCCGCUCCAGGGCCUGUAUCUCUGCGGAAGCGGGGCCCAUCCUGGAGGAGGUGUCAUGGGAGCGGCUGGACGCAAUGCAGCCCACGUGGCCUUCGGGGACCUCAAGGGCAUGUGACUCUGAACCAGCUGCCCCAGGAAGAAGACCCCACCCUUAGCUUUGAAGUCUCCCCUGGACAGCUUCUCUGGAUGUGGCAAAGCGGCCAACGUGUCUUCGCCACUCAAGCUUCAUUUUACACUAAAUACAAGUGACAUUUAUACUCAUCAAACUUGCACCCACGAUUUCAUGAACUGGUUUGUUUAAUUAAAAGCAAUGUAUA
Messenger RNA from Talpa occidentalis (Iberian mole), 2153 nucleotides. RefSeq names its product pyridine nucleotide-disulphide oxidoreductase domain 2 (gene PYROXD2). The record is from RefSeq and is a predicted model, not a curated record. Bases 206 to 1951 code for a protein of 581 amino acids. Lineage: Eukaryota; Metazoa; Chordata; Mammalia; Eulipotyphla; Talpidae. Gene Ontology annotation, molecular function: oxidoreductase activity. The transcript has 16 exons.